GGCUCACCAUUCAUCGCAGCCCAGUGACGGCCUUCUGGCUCUACAACGCACCAGCCCGCACCGCACCGCAGCUCUCGACCAUUCCGUUCUUAUUCCGGCUUGUGCUUCUUAAAUCUAUUGCACGAACCCACCUCGCCAUCAGCCAGGCUGCCACUUCCUACUGGGCUGGUUCGAGACGCGCUAUCUGUCAUCAGGGACUGCGUCCGCGAAGCCUUAACUUCGACAUCGAACACUUCUUGCAGGCAGAGGAUCGAAAUGAAUUCGUCGGAUCCACGACACUUUUUUGAGUCAGACGCCCAGCAGAGCCAGCGCGAAAGGAGGGAGGCCAAGUCGACCAACAAGUUUGGCAGGCCUGUUGUCCUCAAAUCGAAGAUAGCAGCAGCCUGUGUGGGCCCACAGUCCUCCUCCAACACCAUUUUCGUUGCCGAGUCGGCAGGCUCUGUGAGUAGGGUCAAUGUCGACGACCAUGGCGCCAGGCCUGUGGUCUACCGCGGCCCAGCCGCACCAAUUACCUGCGUGGCUGUGGGCGGCGCUCAGGGCAGAACUCUGGUUGCCGGCUCCUGGGACAGGAAUGUGUGGUCGUGGGACACUGAGACCCGUCUGCCCGGCUGCAAGUUUGUCGGCCAUUCCGACUUUGUCAAGGCUGUCACGUGUACCAGGAUUGGCGGGAAGGAUGUGCUCAUCAGCGGUGGUGCUGACAAGAAGAUCAUGGUAUGGGACAUGACGGUCGGAAGCCGCCUGCACGUUCUACAGGACUCCUUGGCGGCCAUGCUUGCCGUACAGUCGCUCGCCGUGGAUCCUAUUCUGAGCUCGGAAGACGAGGCUGUGGUCUUCAGCGCGGGCAGUGACCCCUUCAUACGGAGGUGGAAGGUCCGACUGGAUGGGUGGGAGCUGCUGGUGGAUACAGAGCCGGGGACUCCAAAGGCUGAGCGAAGAUUGGUCAAGGUGCACGAGACUGGGGUCUACAGGUUGCUUUUCGACCACUCGGGCGGGGAGAUGGAUCUGUGGACGGCAAGCGCAGAUGGUUCCUCGAAAUGCCUAUCACGCAGCAAGGGCCUCAGCGUGGAAGACAGCUUCGAGCACGGCGGACACGUUCGUGCUGUGGCUGUGACAGACACAUGGGUGGCCACCGCAGGCAGGGAUGAAGACGUCAAGAUCUGGGACAGGGCAUCUGGGAAGCUGUACUGCUCUCUGGAAGGCCACUAUGAUGAGGUGACGGAUAUCGUGAUUCUUGAUGGUGGUCCUGGAUGUGGGAAGAGACUGGCUAGUGUCAGUAUUGACGGCACUGUCCGCACCUGGCCGCUUGACAAGGCCGGCAUCGACAGCGCAGUCGAAGAACAGCGAAAGGCCGCUAACAAGGGCGCUGGCUGCGACCAGCCAGAAGAAGCAUCGGAGAAAAUGCUCACCGCUGAAGAAGAAGCAGAGCUGGCAGAGCUCUUGGGCGAGGAUUAAAUCCCCAAAACCUUGAAGAUCAUGAUGCCGGGACCACCUCGGCCACUGCGCGAUUGGGACUAAUGUUCUUAUAGCUUCGCGUGUGUAGCGAACCAUCGGACCCCCGCAGACAAAAUGCACGGGACUGGUGGCAACAUCAGGGGAUUGUCAAAUCGCUCCCCGUCCUUCAAGUAGUGGACAUCGGUGCAUGUGCACUUUGACUGAGGAUAUGUCUGUUGCCUGACCCACCCACGGCUCUGCAGGACUCGAGGUGGCCAUUGCGCGUUGGCGCACGUGCUGCUCGCAUCCCCCAGAAAUCAAUCUGAGAAAGGACGUCCGGUUGGUGCGUCUUUUCGUUCUUGAUCGGCCAGCAGCGUCAAGAGAGACACCCACUUGUUACGAUCCCAUUGUCGACUGUUGGCAAUUCGCGCCAACGCGCCCGGGGCAUAAUCAGUGCCCUCAUGCACCUGGCGAGUUGAUCUCAGGCCGCGCAAACCGGGCGAUGUCUCACAAGUAAUCAAGGACGCCAAGCUGAGAGCAAUGCAGGAGGACGCAGGGGUUCAGAACUAGCACAGUCUAGAGCAAUAAAUAUUCAAAGAAGGUAAAAUUCAUUAUUAUAAAUAUCUAUACUCUAAACCUUAA
Messenger RNA from Diaporthe batatas, 2073 nucleotides. RefSeq lists its product as uncharacterized. The record is from RefSeq and is a predicted model, not a curated record. The transcript has 2 exons. Gene Ontology annotation, molecular function: protein binding. NCBI's taxonomy places the organism in Eukaryota, Fungi, Ascomycota, Sordariomycetes, Diaporthales, Diaporthaceae. The coding region runs from base 256 to 1452 and encodes 398 amino acids.